Molecule: messenger RNA, 2457 nt
Organism: Echinops telfairi (small Madagascar hedgehog)
Lineage: Eukaryota; Metazoa; Chordata; Mammalia; Afrosoricida; Tenrecidae
Gene: COASY
Product: Coenzyme A synthase
Exons: 9
Coding region: 442-2133 (563 amino acids)
Biological process (GO): coenzyme A biosynthetic process
Molecular function (GO): pantetheine-phosphate adenylyltransferase activity; dephospho-CoA kinase activity; ATP binding
Source: RefSeq, a predicted model, not a curated record
GUUCCGGGUUGCUGCUCCGGCGGCUUCCUCGGUGCUGCUGGCGGAGCCCGAGCCCGAGUCCCAGCUCGGGGCCGUCAGCGAGGAGGGGACAGAUCGGAGUGCCCCCAGUCCCGCGUCCCCCCGAGUCCUGGAAGACUGCUGCAGCACAGCAAGCGGGCCCGGGGCUCCCGGACCCCCAGCCCUGUGACUCGGGGUUCCUGCCCGCUCGCCCACCGCCCCACUUGCAUUCGGCUCGGUGAACUCCCCGCCCUGUGAGUUGAACAAACCAAGACUCGGGGGACCAUCCGGGGUCCGGUCUGCCAAGCCUCUCCGCCGUCCCCUUUGAUCAGCGCUGACACCUGGCCCUGGCCCAGCGCCCCUCCCCGGAGUCCAAGGUCCGUGCAGGUCUCGGCCUCGGCCGCCCUCGUCUCAUCUCCCGAACCAUCCACAGGCCGGGACACAAUGGCCGCGUUCCGGUCAGGCCUCCUGGUACUGACGACGCCUCUGGCCUCGCUGACCCCCCGCCUGGCCCCCAUCCUAACCUCAGCGGCCCGGCUGGUGAAUCAAACGCUGUAUGUCCACCUGCAGCCCGGCCUGAGCCUGGAAGGCUCCGCCCAGCCCGAGCCCAGCCUCGUGCAGGCCACGUUUGAGGUCCUCGAUCUCAUCACGCACCUCUACACAGGCGCCGAUGUCCACAAGCACCUGGACAUCCGAGUCCUGCUGACCAACAUUCGGACCAAGAGCGCCAUUCUCCCUCCCCAGUUCUGCUCGGUGCAGAACCUGGCCCACCCGCCGGAAGUGGUGCUGACUGACUUCCAGACCGUGGACGGCAGCCAGUACAACCCCGUCAAGCAGCAGCUCGAGCGCUACGCCACCAGUUGUUACAGCUGCUGCCCGCAGCUGGCUUCGGUGCUGCUGUAUCCCGAGUACGGGCCUAGGGCGCCAUCCGUGGACCCCCCGGAUGUCUCCUCAGCCUCCACCAUCAAGCCUUCCUCCCCAACGGCCAGGUCCCCGAAGCAGCCGGUGCGGGGAUACCACCGCGGCGCGGUGGGCGGCACCUUCGACCGGCUGCACAAUGCCCACAAGCUGUUGCUCAGCGUCUCCUGCAUCCUGGCCCAGGAGCAGCUUGUGGUGGGAGUAGCCGACAGAGACCUCCUCAAGAGCAAGUUGCUCCCUGAGCUGCUCCAGCCCUAUGCGGACCGUGUGAGCCAUCUGAGUGAGUUCCUGGUGGACGUCAAGCCCUCCUUGACUUUUGAUCUCGUCCCCCUGCUGGACCCCUAUGGGCCCGCUGGCUCUGACCCGUCCCUGGAGUUCCUGGUGGUCAGCGAGGAGACGUAUCGUGGGGGGAUGGCCGUCAACCGCUUCCGCCUUGAGAAUAACCUGGAGGAGCUUGCCCUGUUCCAGAUCCAUCUGCUGAAAGACCCCGGCCACGAGGAAAACGAAGAAGAUAAAGUCAGUUCCUCCAGCUUCCGCCAGCGAAUGCUGGGCGAUCUGCUCCGGCCCCCACAUAAGAGACCAGAGCUUCCCUCCGCUCUCUAUGUGAUCGGGUUGACCGGCAUUAGUGGCUCAGGGAAGAGCUCAGUCGCUCAGCGGCUAAAGGGCCUGGGGGCCUAUAUCAUCGACAGCGAUCACCUGGGCCAUCGGGCCUACGCCCCAGGCGGCCCCGCCUACCAGCCCGUGGUGGAAGCCUUUGGACCAGAUAUUCUCCAUAAAGACGGUACCAUCAACAGGAAGAUCCUGGGCGGCCGGGUGUUUGGGAACAAGAAGCAGCUGAAGGUGCUCACUGACAUCAUGUGGCCAGUUAUCGCCACGUUGGCCCAGGAGGAGAUGGCCCUGGCUGUGACCGAGGGAAAGCGCGUGUGCGUCAUCGAUGCCGCCAUGCUACUAGAAGCCGGCUGGCAGAACAUGGUGCAUGAGGUGUGGACCGUGGUCAUCCCAGAGAGUGAGGCUGUGCGGCGCAUUGUGGAGCGUGAUGGCCUGAGCGAGGCUGCAGCCCAGAGCCGGCUACAGAGCCAGAUGAGUGGGCAGCAGCUGGUGGAGCAGAGCCACGUGGUGUUGAGUACCCUGUGGGAGCCGCACAUCACCCAGCGCCAGGUGGAGAAAGCCUGGAACCUUCUGCAGACGCGCAUUCCCAAGGUGCCGUCGUGCCUGUGAGUGGCAUGAGUGCUCGGCGGGUGGGCCUGGCCAGGCCCUUGGAGCUGAGAAAACCCCCCUGGGAAGAGGAGAGAGGGCCCUGCCGCUUGCCCUGCUUCGGACCUGAGGCCUCCUAGCGGAGCUGGGCAGGGCUGGCCCUUGCCACCUGCUGCUGUGAGGCCCUCACUGAGUACGCGGCCCGUGAAGGCGCGGGCCCUUUGGCAUGCUCGCCUCCCACUUGCCCCCACGCUUGCUUGCCCAGGACCGACUGUGAGGCCCACAGAGGAGUGGGGCCGAGGCAAACACGAGCCUGUAACCGAAUUAAAGGUGAAUGUUUCAGGGGAA